AUGGAUACAGAUACAGAUAUAGAAAUAGAUAAUCAUAUGGUGUUUGAUGAUGAUUAUAAUCAAGCACUAUCAGUUGGAGUAUUACCAUCAUCAUUACGAUCAUUGGUGUUUGGUCGAAACUAUAAUCAACCUCUAUCAGUUGGAGUAUUACCAUCAUCAUUACAAUCAUUGAAGUUUGGUCAGGGAUAUAAUCAACCAAUAUCAGUUGGAGUAUUACCAUCAACAUUACAAUCAUUGGAGUUGGGUUAUUUCUACAAUCAACCUCUAUCAGUUGGAGUAUUACCAUCAUCAUUACAAUCAUUGGUGUUCGGUCAUUGCACUAUCAGUUGGAGUACUACCAUCAUCAUUACAGUCAUUGGUGUUGGUGAUGAAUAUAAACAAGCACUAUCAGUUGGAGUACUACCAUCUUCAUUACAAUCAUUGGUGUUUGGUCUUGGAUUUAAUCAACCUCUAUCAGUUGGAGUAGUACCAUCAACAUUACAAUCAUUGGUGUUUGGUGGAUGCUAUAAUCAACCUCUAUCAGUUGGGGUAUUGCCACCAACCCUACUAUCAUUGAAGUUUGGUAAUGGUUUUAGCCAGCCACUAUCUGUUAAAGUAUUACCAUCAUCAUUACAAUCAUUAGAGUUUGGUCCUUAUUAUAAUCAACCUCUAUCAGUUGGAGUAUUACCAUCAUCAUUACAAUCAUUGAGUUUGGUCAGGGAUAUAAUCAACCUAGCUAUCAGUUGGAGUAUUACCAACAUCAUUACAAACAUUGGCGCUUGGUUUUCAAUUCAAUCAACCUUUAUCUUGUCUCAUAUUACCAACAUCAUUACAAUCAUUGGAGUUUGGUUAUCUUUGGAAUAUUAUGAUGGUCAUGAUCCAAUACCAUUAACCUUCCAAAGUGAUUUCAAGAAAUCAAUUCAAGUUUGGAGAUACUAUCUUAGAAUAGGGCCCUAUCAAUUAUUAAAGCUUCCAUCAAAACCGGAUGCAAUCAUCUUUACAAUUUUAUCAGCUUCUAAUAGUGAAUUGUGCGUUUACAAGGAAAAAAAUUACUCACGGGGUGAAACAAUACGCUCUAGAGCACAAUUUGAAGUAGAGUGCAUGAAACUAUUCAUUGGUGACGAAAUGUUUGUCCAAUACAGAGACCAUCAGGAUAAUAAAGUUGAUCAUACAUUUUGUUUGGUGACUCUAUAUUGUCAAGGUGGUGAUCUUGAACAAUUAUGCCAAUCUAAAAUUGAGUGCAAAACAAAAUUGGAAUGCCCAACAAUCACUGUAGAUCGCCCUAAAAACUUUCAAGAAGAGACAAGUAUCGGACUAAAUAGUUUGAAAAGUGGAAUGCGUGGAACAAAUGGGUACUACCCACCUGUAAGUUAUCAAACUCGUUAUAUCAAUUUCAAGAUUACGAAUGAAUCAAAAUUAAAAGAAUAUCACUCUACAAGUGAUGCCUAUUCAGUUGGCAGAUUACUUUCAUGGUAA
Cavenderia fasciculata is the source of this 1455-nucleotide messenger RNA. RefSeq lists its product as uncharacterized. Bases 1 to 1455 code for a protein of 484 amino acids. The record is from RefSeq and is a predicted model, not a curated record. Lineage: Eukaryota; Evosea; Eumycetozoa; Acytosteliales; Cavenderiaceae. The transcript has 7 exons.